Molecule: messenger RNA, 3781 nt
Organism: Cyclopterus lumpus (lumpfish)
Lineage: Eukaryota; Metazoa; Chordata; Actinopteri; Perciformes; Cyclopteridae
Gene: pex6
Product: peroxisomal biogenesis factor 6
Exons: 18
Coding region: 6-3200 (1064 amino acids)
Biological process (GO): protein import into peroxisome matrix
Cellular component (GO): cytosol; peroxisomal membrane
Molecular function (GO): ATP binding; ATP hydrolysis activity
Source: RefSeq, a predicted model, not a curated record
GCAAGAUGGCGGCGCAGGUGGAGUUGUGUUGUUUGGAAAGUUUCCCUUCGCACCUGAGUCCUCUGGAUGUUCUGGUUCUUCAAACUCAACUGGACUCGGUGUUCCAGAAUGACGCCGACCCACCGACCGCCCUCUUCACCCCGCAGCGGCCUCGGGGCUCCGGAGGGCCGGGCAUUUUACUGCGCGUCCACCCGACCGCCGAGGAGGAGAUCGCGGGCUACGGAGGAGGAAACGCCCCCAGAGCCGAGUCCGGGAGCCGGGUCCGGGUGUUCACCAGCCGGUUCUUCCUGCGGCACCACGGAUUUGAGGGUCUCGGCAGCAGCACGGGGACCCUGCGGGCUAUGGAGCCGAUCCCCCUGGAUAGACUGGUGCUGGGAGCCCGCAGCAGGCAGAGCCUCCACUGGGCCGGAGCCGAGUGUUUUACCGGCGGGCUGCUGGAGCUCUGCCGCCCGGGACAGUGGCUGCUGGCCCGGCAGGGAGACCCGCUGCUGCUGCCCCGACACCCGCUGCUGGGUGAGGACCCGGGACAGGUGCAGCAGCACCUGAUGGAGCUGCUGGUGUUGGACUGCAGUCCUGUGACACAGGGGCGGAUCACCGCCGACACCUCGGUGGUUCUGACGGACUGCUUGGACUCGGCGGACCCCCCGAGCGCCCCCCCGGCCUGCAGACCGCUCAGGCUGUGCGUGUCGGACUUCGCUCAUUACGCCGACGGCCUCGGAGGGGGGCGCUCUCUCCUGGAUAACAGGAAACUGCUGGGCUCGGGGUUCUCGGGCGUUCUGCAGGCGCUGGAGUGCCGGGUGGACGUCCGGGUGGUGGACACCAAGCGAUGGCUGGGGGUCAAAGGUCAGCAGGGAGCCGCCGCGGACGUGGACAGCUGCGUGUUUGUGAGCAAACAGCUGCUCCUCCGGCUGGGGCUGUUUAACCAGGAGUGGGUGAAGCUGUCGAGGCCCGGCGGAGCCUCCAGGACUCCCGCGGGUCCCACGGAGGUCAAGGGGGGCGUCUGCAGACGGCGGCUGGUCUCCGUGCUGGUUGUGGAUUUAACGCAGAGUCCGGACCUGCAGGACUACGACGAAGUCGGUUUCGUAUCGGCGACUCUGUGGUUCAACAUGACCGAAGGAGACGCGAUCCCUGUGAACGGCUGCACGCUGAGGAUGAAGCGGUGGACUCCGUCUCCUCCGGCGCCCGCCGGACGCCACUCCGACAGUGUCAGUCGCUCUUCUUCUCCGAUGUUCGCCAGCGAGCUUCACGUCCAGCCGGUCGCGUCUCCGCUGUACAACGACCUCGGUUGCUACGGCGACCUGCUGUCCGAGCACUUCAGCGCGCCCAGACUGGUUUCACGGGGAGACAUCCUGACAGUUCCGGCUGAAAACCACCCAGACCUGCUGGAGAACAAUUCAGAGGGAAUACACAGGUGUCCAGUGCUGUUCUUCAGAGUGCAGAAGGUGUGUCCGUCGACGGAGAAAGAGGAGGAAGAAGAAGGAGGAGAAGCAGAAGCUCUACUGGCGGACAGACUGCACACCUCACUCUACAUGCGAGGGUCCACCGGCGGCCCCGUCCCCUGCCUCUCCGUGGAGGGUCCGUCUCUGUGGAGCAGCCUGUCUCCUCCGGGCCUCGUCAAGACCGUGGAGCUCCUCGGCGCCAUCAUCCCGCCGCACCUGCACCGCAGCAGCUCUUUGUCCGGCUGCACCGUCCUCCUCCACGGCCCAACUGGAAGUGGUAAAGUAACGGCGGUCAGCGCAGCGAGUCGCAGACUGAACCUCCACCUGCUGAAGGUGGACUGCGUUAACGUGUGCGCCGACACCCCCGCGGCCACGGAGGUGAAGCUGACCUCGGCGUUUCAGCGGGCCGAGGCCCUGCAGCCGUGCGUCCUGCUGCUCCGGAACCUGCAGCUCCUGCUCGGCUCUCGGGGCGACGCCAGGGAGGACGGCAGAGUCCAGGCCGCGCUCUGCCAGCUGCUCCGCGGCGCCCCCACCAGGGUGGUCGUGGUGGCGACGGUCUGCAGACCUCGGGAGCUGUCUGCGGGCGUCGCGGCGGCGUUCAUCCACCAGGUGGAGAUGGAGAGUCCCACCGAGGAGCAGCGGCACUCCAUGCUGGUCAGCAUGAGCCGAGACGUCCGCCUGGGAGGGGACGUCAACCUGGAGAGACUCUCCAAAAUCACCGCGGGGUUUGUGUUGGGGGAUCUGAGCGCUCUGCUGGUCGAGGCGGGUCGAGCUGCCUGCAGGAGGCUGAUUCACACCUGCGGUGGCCGGCAGGAGGAGGACCUGUGCUCCAGUGGAGUGACAGUCCUGAACCAGGACUUCUGCUCCGCCCUGAAGACCCUGCAGGACGCCCAGUCCUCGGCCAUCGGAGCCCCCAAGAUCCCAGAUGUGCGUUGGGAGGACGUCGGAGGUCUGCAGCAGGUGAAGAAAGAGAUCCUGGACACGGUUCAGCUUCCUCUGCAGCGCCCAGAGCUCCUGGGUCUGAACCGGACCGGGGUCCUGCUGUACGGACCGCCGGGGACCGGGAAGACCCUGCUGGCCAAAGCUGUGGCUACCGAGUGCUCCAUGACCUUCCUCAGCGUUAAAGGUCCGGAGCUCAUCAACAUGUACGUGGGCCAGAGUGAGGAGAACAUUAGAGAAGUGUUCAGCAGAGCGCGCUCAGCGGCUCCGUGUGUCGUCUUCUUUGAUGAGCUGGACUCUCUGGCUCCCAGCAGGGGGCGCAGUGGAGACUCGGGCGGGGUGAUGGACAGAGUCGUGUCUCAGCUGCUGGCCGAGCUCGACGCUUUGCCGUCGUCCGCCGGGGUUUUUGUGAUCGGAGCCACGAACCGUCCGGACCUGCUGGACCAAUCGCUGCUGAGGCCCGGCAGGUUCGACAAGCUGGUCUAUGUGGGCCUCAACGAGGACCGGGCCUCCCAGCUGCAGGUUCUGCGGGCGAUCCUCAGAAAGCUCCAGGUGGACUCCGCCGUGGACCUGCAGCAGGUGGUGGAUCGCUGCCCCGAUCACAUGACCGGCGCCGACCUGUACGCUCUGUGUUCGGACGCCAUGACGGCCGCCAUCAAGAGGAAGAUCGCUCUCAUCGACCGCGGUCUGGACUCGGAGGACUCCCCUCUCCUGGUCUGCGUUGAGGAUUUCUCUUCCGCGUUGGAAACCUUCAAGCCGUCCAUUUCACAGAGGGAGCUGCUGAGAUACAGAAACCUUCAACGUGAACUCACUGCCCAGUAGAGGAGGAGGAGGAGGAGGAGGAGGAGGAGGAGGAGGGACUCUGAUGAAGGUCUAAUUUAAAAGUGACGAUCACAUCUGAAGAAAUUAACGUUGUAAAUAAUGUAAACAAGAAGUUAAUUUAUUUAAUUGUGAGAUUAUAAUUUAUAAAUACAGACGUGAACCAGAAGCGAGAUUUUAUUUCGGGAUGGAAAAAACGGCGUCACCAUCAGCCAAUCAGGGGGCGGGUCUUCGCGCGUGGUGAGUGUAACAUGAGAUCUUUAGACUAAAUAGUUAUUAUUGACAAUUACUUGAUUACUAUUGUGACAUACCAGCCCCCAUGCUGCUCUAUUAUAGUACUGUAAUCAUAACAAUACAGAAUCAUGUAUGUUAAUACUUUUUUAAAGAGGUGGAGUUAAAUCUUCAGGUGUGAAGAAGGAUCGCGAAGUUAGUGUUGAAGAAAGUCAUAAAACUGCUGAUUUUAUCAUUUUUUUGUCAAAAACUUAAGUAGUCUUAUUUUAUUUUUUUUAUUGAUUUUUACUAAAUCCAACAAAACUAUAACACUAUGAAGUUAUGGAAACUUCAGAGGAUAAAAAAAAAAAAAA